AUGACCAUCGACUCGGUACUUCCACCUAAACUGCGGGUUGCCAUAAUUGGUGCUGGUCCUGCAGGUCUUGGAGCAGCCAUUGAAUUUGCCAAACUGCCCUUUGUGGAACUACGUGUCUAUGAGCAGGCUCGGGAGCUUCGGGAAGUUGGUGCAGGGAUCAGCAUCCAGCAAAAUACUUGGCGCACACCUCCUCGCUAUCUUCACGCCCGCACGCUGCGCUCCGUGCUGCAACAGGCUCUCUUAAAAGGUGUCGACAAAUCGAAGCUCCGACUGUCAAGUCGACUCGCCGAAAUUGUCCAGCUCGCCUCCGGCGCAUUCUUCUUACGCUUUGAGGAUGGCCACACUGAUGAAGUUGACCUUCUUGUUGGGGCUGAUGGUGUCCGAUCAGUCGUCCGACAAUUCGCCCACCCCGAUCACCGUCUCAAGUACAUCGGAACUACAGCAUACCGCGCACUUGCAGAUGCCCGUGACAUCCUGAGUAUCCCUGGAAUCCCAGACUCCGUGACCUUCUGGCAUGGACCAGCCGAUCGUCUGUACACCUGCAACUUGAAAAACAAUGUUUAUGAAAUUGCAGCGCGAGUUCCUCAAACUGCGGAGACUGCUCCAGUUAGUUGGGGGCAGGAUGCGAGCGUGGAGGAGUUCAGCUGGAGAUACAAAGACUUCUCACCAGCUCUUCAGAGCGUACUGGAUAAGAUCAAGGUAGUCAAGAAAUUUGCACUUUUCUCCGGUCCACGGUUGUCGAGUGUUAUCUCGCAUGGAUCGAUCGCGCUUAUCGGGGACGCGUCGCAUCCUCUAUCCGGUGCAUUCGGUAAUUCAAGUAGUUUCCAUCAGGAAAGACAAAAGUUCGAGCACCACAUUAUGCGGCCAUGGUCAGUACCGUUGUACAUAUGCUCAUCCCUGCAUCUACUAAUGACAUUGCAGUAUGACAUUCUGGAUGGUUAUGGAAAAUCAGACGUUUCGGUUAAAGCAACGGACGACUUCGAUGAAGCUGUAUCGAUGAUUGUUGCCAACAAGUGGGAUGAUGACCAUGGGUGGUUGUAUAGCUAUAAUGUCGAGGAGGCGUGGAGGGAAACCUACGAGGCAGAGGAUGCUCGGCGCGCCGCGGUGGAGCAGUCAGCUCGUGGAGAAGAGUUGAACUCGCGGCUGUAG
Aspergillus niger is the source of this 1149-nucleotide messenger RNA. RefSeq lists its product as uncharacterized. The transcript is spliced from 7 exons. Gene Ontology annotation, biological process: secondary metabolite biosynthetic process. The record is from RefSeq and is a predicted model, not a curated record. Lineage: Eukaryota; Fungi; Ascomycota; Eurotiomycetes; Eurotiales; Aspergillaceae. Bases 1 to 1149 code for a protein of 382 amino acids.